Dentiscutata erythropus is the source of this 2814-nucleotide messenger RNA. The record is from the annotation of a GenBank genome assembly. NCBI's taxonomy places the organism in Eukaryota, Fungi, Glomeromycota, Glomeromycetes, Diversisporales, Gigasporaceae.
AUGAAUAACGACAAUACACAACGAAAUUAUGGCUACGAUACAACAUCAGACUCUAACGUUCAUUACGUUCCAAGCCAAACUGGGACAAAUACAUAUACUCACCAAUCCGGAUCAAAUAAACGAAGGAGAAAAAAUACAUUACCGGAUCAAUUAUCUAAUGACUUUAUUCCCGUUUCGCGAGGGUCGGAUCAGGUUUAUGGUCAAACACAAAUUCGAGACAUGCAAACCCCCGGCUAUCCAAGCUGCAAUUAUCAACAUAACUCGAUACCAACGCAAAACAAUACUUCACAAUCCUUGACAUUUGAUACCACUGUGAAUAAUCCGGCAAUACUUAAUAAUACGCGAUCAUUAUCUAUCGAUUCGAAUCACAGUAUAUACGGUCAAAGUUCAAAAUCUUGCAAGAUGCCUAGCUCGAGUAAGAUGAGUUUGUCGCAGAAUAUCAAUCCUCAGCGUCAGACUUAUAAUAAUAUUAAUGGAAUUGAAAACCAGAAUUGGUAUUUUCAGAACAAUCUUGGUCAUACCAACCAAAUGCUAUCUAACGGUCAAUUUGCGACGCAGGAUAUUAAUCCGCUAAAUCAGGAUAUAUUUUCAAGACAGCAAAUGGCUAUGAUGGCUUCGGCGCAAGGUCAACAACGACCUAUUCAUGCAAUACAACCACAGUCUACUGAUCAUAAUUCAAUGUCACAACAAAACUAUUGGGUGUUGUCACAACCUUUUUAUAUCGCUCAACCAAUUGAGCCAACAAUUAAUAAUCCAUUACAAUCAGACCUAUCUCCCACUUUUAAUUCUAUUACCCCAGAUCCUAGAAUGUCUAUUAAUCAGACACAACAGUUUAGUCAAAAUCUCAUGGAAAUAGAUAAAGUAUUAGAUAGAUUAAAUUCAUUGAAUGAAACCGAUCAAAUUACGUUGUGUAGUAUGUGUGAUGAUAUCAUAAAUUAUAUAAAGGAUAUGAAAAAAUACGCACGAGAAAUUACAUCUGACAUUCAGCAUAGACUUUUUCAGUGUUUUCAGCUAAUACGAGAAUGUUGUAGAGAUGAUGGUAUAAAAUCUUCGAGAGAAUUAUUUCAGAUAGUUGUUGAUAAUAUUCAUCUCUUUUCAGAAUAUCAAGUGCAGAUGCAGGGACAGUUGCGGAAGUGGCUUAAUGAACUUAAUCAAAAUCAAAUAUAUUACCCUCCUCAACGAAGUGCUUCACGUAGCGAUAAACAGCCAAUAGCAGUUUCUGAUAAUACUUCUGCAAUUAUCGGAAGUCAUGGUACAUCACGGAUUAGUAAUUGUCCAACGCGACCUGUACAGUUACGUGCAACUCAGUCACAGCCUUCAUUACCAGUGGCCCAACCAAUACCACAACGACGUAAUACAAGUAGUAAUACCGAACGAAUAGAUCGUUCAAAAUGGGCUGGUAGAUUAAUUGAUCAUGCUUGGAGCUACGGAAUUUCCCCAUAUUACGUUCAAUCAGUGGUACAGCAGUCAUUUCCACAUUUAUCGGUAUAUCCACUUGCAAAAGAAUCAAUAUAUAUUUCCCAGGAAACAUUUAAUCGAAUAUGGAGGUCAGAAACUCCAAAGUUGCCAAUUAAUUCUACGCCAUCACAGUUACCUCUCACUUAUCGUCUUAUAUCACGAAGGACUAAAAAUAUUGAUAUUGAUCCUAAAAGUGAUAAGUGUGACUGGUCACCAGAGGAAGUCAGCUUUAGUGUGACUAUUAAUAAUAACGCUGUCAAACUGGAGCGUAAACAACGAAUAAUGCAUAAUGGUGUGGAGCAAUAUCAAGGAGUUGAUCGUCCAGAACGUGAAAUAUCAAUUCAAGUUUUCGCAUGGGAGAGUCAAGAGUUCGUAUUACGCUUAGCCAGACUUCAAAGACUGACGUUCGAACAUGGAUUAUCUAUUGCCAAGGUGAAACAAUCCCGUCCUAGCGAUUCCAAUGGCUCUCAUGACAUAAUACAUACCAACCCUAUUGUGAUAAAUGAAAAUUUACAUUGUAAUCCUGGCCAUGCAAUAACGACAAUUGAUGAUGACGAUGAUGUCACAGCUUACAAAAUGACAGUAAGUCUUAAAUGUCCACUUAGUAUGGUACGAAUUAAAGAGCCUGCCAAAGGUCUUUAUUGUGUACAUAUAGGGUGUUUUGAUCUUGAAACUUAUGUUCAAGUCAAUAUGGUUCAUACAAAAUGGACAUGCCCAAUGUGCAAUGGUAUUGUGACGUCAGAGACAUUACGUGUCGAUGAUUAUUUUAUUAAGUUACUCGAAAAAUUCUCAUCUAAUGUCUCGAAAAUUGCAGUCGAUUCUGAUGGAACAUGGAGUAUUGUAGAGCAGGAUGAUGACAUCGAUUCUUCAGAUGAUGAGAAUUCGAACGUAAAAAGACGUGAUCCUUCUACUAAGGAAUCUUCUGUUACAUUAAUAAACGAGGCACAAAUGCCUCAACCUAACUUAGAGACUGUUAGAGCUGACAUAAUAUCUCCUAGUGUCGAAACUGUUAGAACUGAUAUAAUAUCAUCUACUUCUGAAGUUCAUCCAGCAGCUUUAGAUUCAUUAGCAUUGGUAGCCUCUACUCAGAUGCAUUUACCACAACCACCAGAGAUGCCAGAAACUUCGUCUCAUCAAAUAUCUUUGCUAUUGGAUCCAUUGCCUUCUCCAGAUACGAAUAAUGAUGCGACUACUAAUAAUGAAUUUAAAUCUCCCUAUCGUACUCAAGAAGCAAACCCAAGUACGUCGACACCACCUAAUGAUAAAGAUCCUCCCAGUGAUAACGAUAGAUGGGAGGAAUAUGAAGAGGAAGAGGUAGAAAUAGUAUGUGAUUGGACAAUAAAUCCAUUAUACUAG